GCAGGACCAUAGCCCCUUCCUCACCUCCCCUCUACACUAGGCGUCAGUCGCCGUGUGUUUGCGUCAUCGCGCCACGCCACCACCAGAGCCUGUAUGAAGAUGGCGGCAGCCGUUCUUAGCGGGCCCUCUGGUGGCCCCGCGGCUGGGGUUCCUGGCGGAACCGGGGGUCUCUCGGCGAUGGGCUCAGGUCCACGUCUCCGUCUGCUGCUUCUGGAGAGCGUGUCCGGGCUGCUACAACCGCGAACAGGGUCCACUGUUCCUUCCGUACAUCCCCCAGUCCGCUCGGUCCCACAUUUACCCGGUCUCGUGUGCUUGUUGCAGCUGCAUGGGACGGUGGGCGGGGCCCAGAACCUUUCAGCACUUGGGGCAUUGGUGGGUCUCUGCAAUACACGUCUUGGUUCUAUCAAAACUCGGUUUGAGGGCUUGUGUCUGCUGUCCCUGCUAGUGGGGGAGAGCCCCACAGAGAUUUUCCAGCAGCACUGUGUCUCUUGGCUCCGGAGCAUUCAGCAGGUCUUACAGUCCCAGGAUCCAGCCCCCACAAUGGAGUUGGCAGUGGCGAUUCUGAAGGACCUGCUCCGAUAUGCAGCCCAGCUUCCUGUGCUCUUCCGCGACAUCUCCAUGAACCACCUCCCUGGCCUUCUCACUUCGCUACUGGGUCUCAGACCAGAGUGUGAACUUUCAGCACUGGAGGGAAUGAAAGCUUGUAUGCUCUAUUUUCCUCGGGCUUGUGGUUCUCUCAAAGGCAAGCUGACCUCCUUUUUCUUGUCUCGAGUGGAUUCCUUGAGUCCUCAUCUCCAGCAGUUGGCCUGCGAGUGUUACUCCAGGCUGCCUUCCUUAGGAGCUGGCUUUUCCCAUGGUCUGAAGCACACAGAGAGCUGGGAGCAGGAGCUGCAGUGCCUGAUGGCCUCACUUCACAGCCUGCUGGGCACCCUGUACGAGGGAGCGGAGACAGCUCCUGCGCAGUAUGAAGGGCCUGGAGUAGAGACGCUGCUGCCCCCCUCAGAAGAUGGUGAUGCCCAUGCGCUCCUCCGACUUCGGCAGAGGUUUUCUGGACUGGCCCGCUGCCUGGGCCUCAUGCUCAGCUCUGAAUUUGGAGCUCCUGUGUCCGUCCCUGUGCAGGAAAUCCUGGAUCUCAUUUGCCGGACCCUCAGCAUUAAUGGCAAGAAUAUUAGCUUGCUGGGAGAUGGUCCACUGCGGUUACUGCUGUUGCCCUCAAUCCACCUUGAAGCCUUGGACCUGCUCUCUGCCCUCAUCCUUGCGUGUGGCAGUCGGCUCUUGCGCUUUGGGGGCUUGAUCAUCCGCCUGCUCCCCCAGGUCCUCAAUUCCUGGAGCAUGGGUAGGGAUAUUCUCGCUGCAGGCCAGGAAAGACCUUACAGCACUGUACGGGCCAAAGUUUAUGCUGUCCUGGAGCUGUGGGUGAAGGUGUGUGGACCCUCAGCAGGAAUGCUCCAGGGAGGAGCCUCGGCAGAGGCUCUGCUCACCCACCUGCUUACUGACAUCUUUCCCCCAGCCGAUACCCUCAAGCUGCGCAGCCCCCGAGGGAGUCCUGAUGGGGGUUUGCAAACUGGAAAGCCUAGCGCCCCCAAGAAGCUAAAGCUGGAUGUCGGGGAGGCAGUAGCCCCGCCUUGCCAUCGGAAAGGGGAUAACAAUGCCAACAGUGAUGUUUGUGCAGCUGCACUGAGAGGCCUCAACUGGACCAUCCUUAUGUGUGGGCCUCUCAUCAAGGAGGAAACUCACAGGAGACUGCAUGAUCUGGUCCUGCCCUUGGUCAUGGGUGUCCAGCAAGGUGAAGUCCUAGGCAGUUCUCCAUAUACCAGCCCCCACUGCCGCCGAGAACUCUACCGUCUGUUGCUGGCACUGCUGUUGGCUCCUUCUCCUCGAUGCCCACCUCCUAUGGCUUGUGCCUUGCAAGCUUUUUCCCUUGGCCAGCGAGAAGACAGCCUUGAGGUCUCCUCUUUCUGCUCAGAAGCAAUGGUGACUUGUGUGGCUCUGACCCACCCCCGGGUUCCUCCCCUGCAGUCCAUGAGCCCCACCUGCCCCACACCUGCCCCAGUCCCCCCUCCUGAGGCCCCAUCUCCAUUCAGGGCCCCACCCUUCCAUCCCGCGGGCACCAUGCCCUCCCUAGGCCCCAUGCCCUCAGCAGGCCCCAUGCCCACAGAAUGCCCAAUGCCUUCAGCACGCCCUGGACCUCCAGCCACAGCCAACCACCUAGGCCUGUCUGUCCCAGGCCUGGUGCCUCUACCCCCUCGGCUCUUGCCUGGCCCUGAGAACCACCGGGCAAGCUCCAAUGAAGACCCAGUCCUUGCUCCUAGUGGUAGUCCUCCUCCUAUAGCCCCUGAUGAGACCUUUGGUGGGCGAGUCCCCAGACCAGCUUUUGUUCACUAUGAUAAGGAGGAGGCAUCUGAUGUAGAGAUUUCCUUAGAGAGCGACUCUGACGACAGCGUGGUGAUUGUGCCUGAGGGGCUGCUGCCUCUGCCACCCCUUCCCCCCUCGGGCACCACACCUCCCCCCGUGGCCCCAGUUGGGCCACCAACAGCUUCCCCACCUGUGCCAGCCAAGGAGGAGCCAGAAGAGCUUCCUUCAGCCCCAGGGCCCCUCCCACCACCACCACCCCUUCCUGUUCCUGGUCCAGUGACACUCCCUCCACCUCAGUUGGUCCCAGAAGGGACUCCUGGUGGAGGAGGACCCCCAACCCUAGAAGAAGAUUUGACAGUCAUUAAUAUCAACAGCAGUGAUGAGGAGGAGGAGGAGGAAGAGGAAGAAGAAGAAGAAGAGGAGGAGGAAGAGGAGGAGGAAGAAGAUUUUGAAGAAGAAGAAGAGGAAGAAGAGUAUUUUGAAGAAGAAGAAGAAGAGGAAGAAGAGUUUGAAGAAGAAUUUGAGGAGGAGGAAGGUGAAUUAGAGGAAGAAGAAGAGGAGGAGGAUGAAGAGGAGGAAGAAGAAUUGGAAGAGGUAGAGGAAGUGGAGUUUGGCUCAGCAGGAGGGGAGGUGGAAGAAGGUGGGCCUCCACCUCCGACCUUGCCUCCAGCACUGCCCCCCUCCGAGUCCCCCAAGGCACAGCCCGAGCCAGAACCAGAGCCUGGGCUGUUGUUGGAAGUGGAAGAGCCUGGGGCAGAGGAGGAGCCUGGGGCUGAGAUGGCCCCCACACUGGCCCCCGAGGUACUCCCCUCCCAGCGGGAGGUGGAAAGGGAGGAGGGAAGCCCCCCGGCGGCAGAGCCUCCUCCACAGGAGCUUAUUGAAGAAGAGCCCUCUGCCCCCACAACCCUGCUGGAAGAGGGUACUGAGGAUGGGGGUGACAAGGGACCACCCCCACCAGAGACAUCUGCUGAAGAGGAGAUGGAGACUGAGGCAGAGACAGCAGUUCUCCAGGAAAAGGAGCAGGAUGACACAGCCGCCAUGCUGGCCGACUUCAUUGAUUGUCCUCCUGAUGAUGAGAAGCCACCACCUGCCACACAGCCUGAUUCUUAGCCCUCUCCUGCACCCUUCCGCGUUUCCAAUAAAGUUCUGACCUUAGAUA
This is a messenger RNA of Chrysochloris asiatica (Cape golden mole), 3514 nucleotides long. RefSeq names its product proline, glutamate and leucine rich protein 1 (gene PELP1). The record is from RefSeq and is a predicted model, not a curated record. Gene Ontology annotation, biological process: rRNA processing. Lineage: Eukaryota; Metazoa; Chordata; Mammalia; Afrosoricida; Chrysochloridae. The transcript is spliced from 17 exons. Gene Ontology annotation, cellular component: nucleus. The coding region runs from base 94 to 3465 and encodes 1123 amino acids.